UGAUCAGGAGACAGGAGCCGACAAACAAAGAAAAAAAGGAAAAGACGAGGCGAGCGAGGGAAGGGAAGGGAGGGAGGAGCCCACCCGCCCGCAGAGAAUCACCAGUUCACACAGGAGGAGACGACAAGACCAAAGCGAGGAAACAUCGACACCCGAGCGAGCCUUCGUUCGCUCUAGGAAGCGCACGUGAGGAAGAGGUCCAAGCGAGGAGGAAGGGCGCCAGGCCAGGCCCGAGGAGAUGUUAAGUGGCAACAAAGCGGACGGAUGAAACAAAAAGACCAGAAGCGAUUGCCGAAAGACGACCGCCACGCGCUUGUGACCUGAGGCCAACAAACCUGACCACAAUUGUUGUGCGGCCCUGAAGAUUUUUGUGGCGUUUAUACCAUCUGGACGGAAGACGCCAAGAGUGCCGCGUACGGAGGCCGACGCGGAGCGCGUGACAUGAAGGAGCGGAAGGUCCUCUUUCAGUGAGACGGACGGAGCCAUGCGGGCCCCGGUUCGGCCCUCCUGGGGUCUGGCUUUGGUUCUUCUGGGCCUGGCUCCGCAGCUGCCCUGCUGGCGGUCCCGCAAGGAGGGCUGCCUACGUGCGGCCGACCUCCUGACCUGCGCGGGGCUGGGCCUGGAGCGGAUACCGGCCGAGGCACCGGAUGAUGCCGCCACCCUUGACCUGAGCCACAACCGGCUGCCGGCUCUGCGGACGGGCGCCUUCUGGGGCCCGCCGCGUCUGCGCGUACUGCGCCUGGCGCACAACCGGCUGACGGUGGUGGAGCCGGGUGCCUUCCAAAACUCCUCCGGGGAGUUGCUGCGACACUUGGACCUUUCGUCCAACAAGCUAAGGGCUGUGGAGGCCGCCGCCUUUCAGGACCUGCCGGGCCUGGAGGAGCUCCUGCUCUUCGACAACCUCCUGGCCGAGGUGGAGGGCGAGGGCCUGGCGGGGCUAAGCGCGCUGCGCCGCCUCUACCUGGGCCACAACCGGCUGACUGACUUUCCCUUCCGGUCCAUCCAGGGGCACUCCGAGCUGGUCUUGCUGGAUCUUUCGUGGAACCGGCUCCCCCGGCUGCCCCUGGAGGACCUGAGUGGCCUCUCGGUCGGACUGCAGCAGGGCCUGUACCUUCACGGCAACCCGCUAGUGUGCGACUGCGCCGCCUACCGAAUGUUCCGCCUCUGGGAGCUGCGAGGCUAUGCGGCGGUGAGCGACUUCCGCCGGGAUUACACCUGCCUGAUGUACGGGAUAAGCGGCGCAGCGGCGCGUUUCCUCCCAGAUUUUCCACAACCGUGCGACGCCCCGGUCAGGCUGGAGGUGGACGCGGGACGCCCCGCGUUGCUCCACUGCACCACAGCGCUAAGCGGCGAACACGUCACCUUCUUCUGGGUCUCCCCUAAGCUGGAGUACGUGGCGCCGCCCGGCAACGGCGGCUCGCUGAAGGCUUUCGCCAAUGGGAGUCUGGAGAUCUCUCUGGCCCAGGCAGAGGAUUCCGGGCUCUACCUCUGCGUGGCCCUGGACGCGACCGGGCGGCGCAACGAGACGCGAGAGGUGGAGGUGACGGUGAGAGUCCCGCACACGGGGGCUGAGCACGAAUCCUUCAACACCGGCUACACCACCCUGCUGGGUUGCGUGGUCAGCCUUGUCCUGGUACUCAUGUAUUUGUAUCUGACGCCCUGCCGCCGCACCCCCCGCAGCGAAGGGGCCUCCGCCCGGGUCGAAUCAGAAGGCGCUGUUUCUUCCACCAACAAACACGUGGUCUUUCUGGAGCCGGCGGAAGAACGGCGGAACGGGCGGCUCGGUUCGCGGAAAAAGCUCCCGGACGAGCCCCCGAAGCAGCUGUAGCCGCUCCUUCCAGCGAUUCCACUUUGCCCGGAAUGUGACUUUUUGGCAUCGCGAAGACGGACGACCCGCCCGAGGGUCCAGGUCCUCACGUUCGCAAGUAAACCUUUAAAGCUUGUGUGUAACUUUAACAAAGUUUGCCGCUGAAACGGCGGGUUUCCCAUUAGUGCCGCUAAGAAUAGCCGCUUUUUUGAUUGCGGAAGAAGCACGAUGAUAUGAAUAAAACAUGGCGAGCACUUUGUCUGCGAAUGUUUUUGCUGUACUGACUGCAUCGUUUCUGCGCUACUUCCACUUACUCACUUGCUCGCUCUGUGUGCCUAAUAAAGCACGCCUAAGCAACAGCUCAUCUCAUUCUUUCACCAGCUUAGCUUAACACACGGAUCCGUAAGGAGCGCGAACCCAAAUAUUUCGAUCACGUAAAACUGCUAUGUUGCAGCAUAACGACAAAUGACAGAAAAGACUCCCUUCUUCUAGCAGAGAAAACAAAUGAUUCUCCAGGUUUCGGUUCUUUGUUAAGAAGAAGUAAAAGUUUCACUGAUUUGCGCCACUUCUAACUCUGUCAGUGCCGUUGACGAUAAUAGUAGUCGAAUCGUCCUUCUGCUGUGAAUUCUAAUGAGUUUGUCACUAGUAGACAUCCAUUUGAAGUGCGUUCAUUUGCUGCCUACCUUCCCACAUCAAAAGGAUUGGAGGUGAAUAGCAGAUGGCUUUGACAUUGAUAAAAUAAUCUUUAAAAAUCACUAGUUAUGACUUAAUUUAAAUGUCAAUCCAUUGAUCGAUGGGAAAUGUUGCCCCUACCAACAUGGACGGCCUAAAACCAUUUUGGUAGAGUCUUUCAUCCUUCUGCUGUGAAUUUCAAUGAGUUUAACACUAGUAGACUUCCAAUUCAUUUGAAGCAGGAGGAAAGUGGCAGCGAAUAAACGUUCCUUCAUUCGCUGCCAGCCCUCCUGCUUCAAAUGGAUUGGACGAAUAGCGCCAUCAAUGGCAGCCAAUGAGUUUUUAAAAAAAUAAUUUGUUCUUCCUCUGGCCAAGACGUACCCUCCCUCCCACUAAUUAGUUUAUCACUAAGUAGACUUGCAACCCAGCCGUUAAUGACAGCCAAUGAGCUAACAAAAAUGGAGAAAAUAAGCAUUUUGUGAGCGCAAACAUUUUAGGCAGAAGAGUGAUUUUGAGCUUUGUUGACACCUGAACAGUGCUUCCUUCCAUUUCAUUUAGAAAAUAAUAAUCUUGUAUAUUGGUACCUCUACAUAGUUAGUUAGUUAAUUCGUUCCAGGACCUUGUUUGUAAGUCAAAAUGGUCGAAUGUGGAGCAGAAUUUUCCCAUAAGAAUACAUUAUAAUUCCAUUAAUUCGUUCCAUAGACCGAAAACCUACACUAAAUCUUUAAUAAAUACUGCUGGUACUAUUAAAAAUGGCAAUUGCACAUUGCAAAACAAAAAAAAUAAAAAUAAAAUUUCGGAAUAAUAAUAUAAUCAUACUAAUAAUUCCUGUAAUAAUGUAACGAAUCGGUUUCUAAUGUGGUGGAUGUUUAUUGCUGUACCUGAACGCACCGCGUGGCUGACAUGACAAAGAGAGGGAGCAGUGCGGUUGAGAGUUUACUUUCACUUCUAAUGUUUUGUUGAGAACACCGUCAACUGUGGCGGACAGUAGGCGCGUUGUGUUGGACAAGUUCUGAAAUAAAUGAUAAAAACCUGACGAAGCUGGCGAUUUCUUUGGCGAUGUUACCACAAUAAUUAUUGUCACCUUGACUUAUCAAGACUGGCGAACGAUGGUCGGAGAAGGACCAUGGGGAUCGUGGACAUUCUACAGCUGUUUUGUUGAGCCAGUUCACAGAUGCGUACCCCACGCUCACAUGUUUCUAUCAUUUGCGUCUCCAUUUCAAUGUUAAGCUUCACCUUUUACUUCGUUUCACCACCUGUACCAAUCUUUGUUAAACCUGUGUUGAUUUCUCACAAGAAAAUCCGCCAUGCGUCUGUCACAGUGCUGUUACGUCGUCGUAUUUCAAGCAAGUCAUUGGAUGUAGAAACAAAUGGCGAAUCAAUUUUACGUCGCAUGUCGAAAAGAUCGUGUGUCGAAGUGAUCGUAUGUUGAGGUAACACUGUUUAAUUAAACCUGGAGACCAUAUUUUGACUCCCCAAAGUCCUGAUGGGACGGUUAACUCUUUGGCUGCCGUUGACAGCAUUAGACGUCCAGUCUGUUUUGAGUGUGAUGGGUCAGAAGUGACCCACAGAUUCACACCCCUUCUAUUUUUGAUUGGCAAAGGGUGGCGGAAAUUGUUCCGAAAGGGACCGACGAAAUGCGAUCAGGCCACAUGCUGAAAAAGGAUCCGGCCGCACGGCAAAAAUCAAUCGUCGGAUGGAGCCGACUGCGGUGACGAACGGGCGGGCGCUUCCCGGCACAAGUGAGCGCUUUUGAUGACCGCAAACCAGAUGACAAAACUAGCAGUGUACGAUCAUGUUUCGCUGCUAUUAAAGAGGGAGCUGCGCCCAGCGUCUAUCACUGUUCGCUGCAGGAAAGCCAGCUCACACUAAUAUUAGUGCUACCGCGUGAAGACCGAGCGCUGACUCGGAGUGCAGCCGGAUCAAUAAAGCGGCUCCGGUCGCACAUCCCGAGCUUGAUGGACUUCGAUCAGUCCAAAGUGAAACGUGUAAUGGACGUUCAGCGUUAAAACACAGCCAUGAAAAGCAACGCAAUAACACUGAAUGACUACGCAGCAUUUCCAAAGGUGAUCGAAUUAAAAAAAAAUAAAAUAAAAAAUACAGCACUAUUUGCAGCGGCCGUGAAGGAAUGCUUUGCAACAUUUCUCUGCAACGGAUAUCAGGAAUGCCCAAUGAGUUCUCACCGAGCUCCAAAUGACAACAUCGUUAUUGUAUAAGAUUUGUCCCCCCCCCCCCACUGGACUGGUUAAUAUCGUGAUCGCGUAAGUAGGAAUACAACAGCUGUAUUAGGGUGAAUUUCAACCAUUUUUGUGAUGCUGCUGCAGUCAGGGUUUGUACACCUUUUUCAUGGCCAGUGCAAUCAUUUUUAAGGACUUUCAAGACUAAUUUUCAGCAGUGAGCAUUUUGUGGCAAACUGAGCCCAUCAAAUAGCCGAGGUACUGGCGUAGCGAUAGCAUAUCGUUUGGCGGACACGUAAGUCACGGCCGAGGAAACCUUGAUAAAUGAGCCUUCUUGAAGUUUGGGACAUACACAAAAAAUGGCUCUCACUCUUCCAAUUACUAAGCUAAAUGAUAUCUCGAUACACGUUUAUGUGGAACUGUAGUUCACAACAACAAACUAUUCUAUUCACGCCAGAACUAAUACAAUUCUUUACAAGGCUACUACAAUCUUUUACUCCUUAAAGUGAUCCUCUGAUUUAAAUACAUGUAGGCUCUAAUAAACCACAAUUGUUCUCUUGUACAAAAAUAUGUUGUUAGAAACACAUAAAAUGUUAAAUCAAUGGCUAUAUUUUAUAAUAUUUAGUCCAUAUUUUGACCGUUAAUUGGCGCCAUGGUUUGCGGGCUCGCAGUGAUGACGUAAUUGGUAUCUUUCCGAAUGUGUAGCGUGUUCAACAAUUGCUUAUUGCUGCCUAAACUUGCGAAGUAAAAUGCCACGAUGUGCUGCUUUUGGAUGCAAUUUCCAGUCAAAUGGAAAAAAGGGGAGUGAAGUGAGUGAUCAAGGUGGAAUUAUUAUUUUUAGUGAAUAAAUGUGCAUAAGUGGAAGAUUCUCCCCCUUUUUGGUCCCUGUAUGCAUGUAUCCUACCCACCACGCGUUACAACUGGCACCCGAACAUUUUUCCUGGAUCCUCAGUCAAGUUAGGCUCCCAUCGCGUCUGCAAUAAUGGUUUUGGAUCUGUCCAUUUAUUUUUAUUCGUCGGUCCCACAGCGGCUUUUCAGAUCAGUCUAUUUUGUGGAGUCGACGGCCUAAUCGCGGCUGCGAUAUUGCCAUGGGAUCGGUCUAAUUCCUGGAUCUUCGAGUGAGUAAAAAACGUGGAUUUGGAUUAGUAUUGCUAUCUUUUUUGUUGAAUAUUCUUCGUGGGAGUUUUCCCCAAAUCAUACUAAAUAAUUAAAGCACUAUGACACGCUACAGUGACGACAGUGACUCUGACGUGGACCUUACAACAAUGUUGGAGUUCGUCAGGGAAUGCGUGUUUGCGUACUGCUGAGCUCCCGAGUGAAGAGUGGUCAAGGUGGAAAUAUUAUUUUUUGUAAAUAAAUGUGCAUAAGUGGAAGCUUCUCCCCUUUCUGGUACUUUUAUACACGUAUCCUAGCUACCACGCGUUACAAUGUACAAGACCUGGAUUACACAAGGUGUCCUCUUUGGCCUGUACUGUAUGUAAAGCACACGACAGCUCUGGAUGCUAACAAUCUACAUAAUUAUAUUGGGAAAAUGUUUGAAAAUGCAAUAUGCUUACCUUGAAUAUCUGCUAAUAAAACCGGAGUUCCCGAAUCCCAACAGCAUGCACUCUCGCUCCCAACCGGAGUUACCAACAGGACUCUCUUGCAUCACCAGUUUUGCCCAACUUUUGUCUUAUCAGGUAUUUGCUGCACGCAUUUUUCCCUGAAACUCGUCUUGUGAACAACCAACAGUGCUGUCCUGCUCUUCACUUUUCAGAUAUGGUUCAAAUAGGAAGGGUAGAACUGACGACAUGUUGGGAAAGAUAACGAGUGACAAGCUGGAAUUUCGGCAUUCGGGGCCAGUGACGUCACGCACUGCGACGUAACAAGAAUGGCAACCUAUCACUUAAAAUAAUUUUACAAACUUUAUUAAAACAAAAACAUUAAGAGGGGUUUUAAUAUCAAAUUAUUAUAACUCAUACUAACAUUUAUGUUUUAAGAAUUACUUGUCUUAAAAAUAGAGGAUCCCUUUAAAAUAAGUGGCUGUUUUCUUGUGCAACAAUGGAAGUGGAUCGACAGUCGAAAAAAGAGGAACUGGUCGUGCAAAAACCACAGCAAAUGCACAUGUAGCAUUUAAAUACUACUCUAUUUGUAUAGUGUUCGUGUGAUUAAAAUACGUAAUUACUCAAAUACAUCGUACUCUUGGUAGCGACGAUGUGACACGGGACAUUGAGGGAAAGCAACUUCAGAAUGAGCAUGUAGUAGCGAUAAAGUAAAUUUAUUAUAUUUUCCUCGCCCAUGGCGGCGGGUGUGCUCGCUGCCACCGGUCGGAGCCCGGCGGCGUUAAUUAUUUAUAUUUUUACACAGGGAGAAAUAUUGUGUGCGACAUCGAAAUCCAAGCAUUUUUGAGGAUUUCAAGGACCCAUACAGAUGCUUCCCGAUACCCAAUUGUGACACUCAGCUGUGUGUGGAAUGUUGCCGAUACUUUACCAAUGCUAUACUUUUAAUAUAUACAGUCAUGUGAAAAAAUUAGGACACCUUAUGGAAGCCUGUGUGUUUUCCAACAUGUUUGGUCAUAUGGAUAUUUAAUAUCAAAUUCUACAAUCUUGAGAGAUUCAAGUAAUAGAACUAUAUAAUUAAAACUGACUUUUUUUUUUUCUUUUUUUUUUACUUUCUGUAAAACGUUAUUUUUAAUAAAUGCAAUUUCUGUUGAGGAAUAAAUUAGGACACUCCCCACAUUCAAUCCCACUUAAAAUGGCUAAAAUGACACACAGGGGUAUUAUAUCAAGUGCACAUGAUUAGAACAUCAUUACCCAGUGUUUUGAAGGAGGUUUACCUUAUUUAAACCUCACAUUUAGUUUGGUGGCCCCUGACUGUUGAAGUGAGAGAAAACACCAUGGUGAGAUCAAAGGAGCUGUCUGAGGCCUUCAGAUAGAAGAUUGUAGACGCUUAUGAGUCUGGUUAAGGGAUUUCAAAAGAUCUCAAAAGAAUAUAAAAUCAACCAUUCCACUGUCCAGAAAAUAGUCUACAAGUGGAGGACAUUCGAAACAACCGCCAACAUGCCCAGGUCUGGCCGUCAAAGCAAGUUCACCCCGAGAGCAGACCGCAAGAAGCUAAAAGAAGUCUCCACAGAACCUAAAAUGUCAUCACGGGACCUAAAGCCGGCUCUUGCUAUUGUUGAUGUGAAAGUGCAUGCCUCAACAAUUAUAAAGAGACAUCACAAGUUUAACCUUCAUGGGAGGUGUGCAAGGAAGAAACCCUUGCUCUCCAAGAAUAACAUGAAUCCCAGACUUAAGUUUGCCAGAGUGAAUGUACUGUAGACAAAGACCAGGACUUUUGGAAUAAGGUUCUUUGGACAGAUGAAUCUAAACUUGAAUUAUUUGGACACCAGAAUAGAGGACAUGUUUGCCGUAAACCUAAUACAGCAUUCCAUGAAAAGAACCUCAUACCCAACCAUGAAGCAUGGAGGUGGAAGUGUCAUGGUUUGGGGAUGCUUUGCUACAGCAGGACCUGACCACCUCACCAUCAUAGAAUCCACCGUGAAUUUUAUCGUGUAUCAGAGGGUGUUUGAGGAACAUGUGAGAUCAUCCGUGAAAAAAUUAAACCUGAAGCGAAACUGCAUCCCGCCAUAUGGCAAUGUCCCAAAACAUAACAGUAAAUCUACCAAGGACUGACUGAAAAGGAAGAAAUGGAGAGUCCUGGAAUGGCCCAGUCAAAGCCCAAAUCUUUAAUCCCAUUGAGAUGCUGUGAGGUGACUUGAAACGGGCUGCACAUGCAAAAAAAAACCUCAAACAUCUCACAACUGAAAGCAUUCUGCGUGGAGGACUGGGGAGUGGAGCAAACUUUCUUCAGACCAAUGUCAAAGACUGGUAGAUGACUACAAAAAGCGUCUCACUGAAGUUAUUUCAGCCAAAGGGGAUAACACUUGCUAUUAGGUGGUAAGGUGUCCUAACUUUUUCCACAGUUAGAAUAUGUGUUUUUGUUGAUAUAUUUGGUUUCAUGAGUAAAACAAUUUUAAUUUUUGUUGUUUACCUGCAAUUGAAUCACUUUCUUUUCAAGGGAUAAAGAAAAACAAGAUCAGACAUUGAUAUGUGAACAUUUCUUAAUAAAGUACUGAAUAUCUAAUGGGGUGUCCUAAUUUUUUCACAUGACUAUAUUUAUAUUUCUAAUACUAAAUGACUGCAUACUCACUUGAAUGUUAAGUAAUUACCAUCGCGGCUUGGUCAGACACUGCUUAACUCAUUGGCUGCCAUUGAUGGCGCUAGACGUUCAUUCAUUCACUGUAAUCGCUCCCACCUUAAACCGCUUGGACAUCUACUAGUGAUAAACUCAUUUCAAUUCAUGGCAAAAGUAUCAAAAGACCUUUCAUCACCCCUACCAAAAAAGCCUCGCGCGGCCAUGUAGGGAACAGGGAAAUAAAUGGUAAUUCGCUGCCAAACCUCCCACAUCAAAUGGAUUGGAUGUCUAUGAGUGAAACUAAAAGGUGGGAGGAUGCAUCUAGGCCAGAGUACUUCCAACGUCCUGCUUCAAAUGGAUUGGACGUCUACUUGUGGUAGACUCAUUUCAGUUGAUGGCAGAAGCAGGAAAAGACGUUUCAUCGAUCCUACCGAUAUGGCUUAAGGGCGGCCAUGCUGGUAGGGUAAACGAACAUUCAUUCGCUCCCUUCUAGGGAUUCCUUCUUCCGCCCAUCAAUUAUUCUUUAAUUCAUUGGCCGCCAAUGACAGCGCAAGACAUCCAAUCUAUUUAAAGUGUCAGGCCUGGCAGCGAAAGGACGUUCAUUCACUGCCACUCUCAUAAUUCAAAUGGAUUGGACGUCUGCUGGUGAUAAACCCAUGUAAAUUCACAGCAAAGGGAUAAGUGAACGCCAUGUGACCGAAAGAGUUAAUUGCUAAUGAUGCUUAUGUCUCUAAAGUCAGCUACAAAACAGUCACCCUGGAUGGAACUCCGACAGCACGUAAGUGCUAGCCUCGACAUCGGCAAAUGACUUUUGAACUCUGGCGAAGCGGCACCGGAAGAGCCCAACUCACCCGUGUCGGUCACCGUCGACAAGAAGUCUGACGAGGAUGCCGGUGACGGCCACCAGGAUGGGGUAGUGGUCCACGCUCUCCAGACCUGGCGAGCGAGGAAGACGUCAACACGCGUCAGCCGGUGCAGCGAAAUGUGCGGCCGUACCUGGCAGGCGCAAGUUGACCACGCGGUCAAAGAGGUUCUUCUCUGCCGUGGCCCG
Messenger RNA from Corythoichthys intestinalis (scribbled pipefish), 9862 nucleotides. RefSeq names its product amphoterin-induced protein 3-like. The transcript is spliced from 2 exons. The record is from RefSeq and is a predicted model, not a curated record. Gene Ontology annotation, molecular function: protein binding. Bases 485 to 1828 code for a protein of 447 amino acids. Lineage: Eukaryota; Metazoa; Chordata; Actinopteri; Syngnathiformes; Syngnathidae. Gene Ontology annotation, cellular component: extracellular matrix.